UGGUCUGUGUGUGGGAGAAGGAGCCGUCAGCUCUGCGGGGUAGACUCUCGUUCUAACCCUGUUCAAAGUAAAGACCGAGAAAAAGAGGCAACGGUUCCUCGUGAACGGGACGGGAGAUGGAUAACAGUAAACGGGCUGUGGUCGUUACAGGUUUCGGGCCAUUUGGAGAGCACACUGUCAACGCCAGCUGGGUAGCAGUACAGGAACUGAAGAAGCUCGGGCUGGGCAGUGAUGUGGAUCUGCAUGUACACGAGGUUCCUGUUGAGUACCAACAAGUCCAGAGUUUGGUUCCUUCAUUAUGGAAGCAGUAUCAUCCACUGUUGGUAGUUCAUGUUGGAGUUUCGGGUAUGGCCACAACUGUCACGCUGGAGAAGUGUGGAAGAAAUCAUGGUUACAAGGGCCUGGACAACAGCAGCUUCUGCCCCGAUUCACAGUGCUGCGUUGUUGGAGGCCCAGACUGCAUCAACUCGAUCAUUGACAUGGAAUUGGUCUGCAAACGAGUGAAUGCCUCAGGGCUGGGAGUAGCCGUGUCUGUCUCCAGAGAUGCCGGGAGGUAUCUCUGUGAUUUUACCUACUACACCUCUCUGUACCUGAGCCACGGCCGCUCUGCCUUUAUUCAUGUGCCUCCUCUUGGAAAGCCUUACAGUAAAGAAGACCUGGGUCGUGCACUGCAGGCCGUCAUCCAGGAGAUGCUGGAGCUUAUGGACCAAGCUGAAGGGAAGAUUCACUGCCAACAACACUUCCACUAAGUGACCUCCAUAUGCCAACUAGCCUCUCCAGCCCUUACCACACAAGAGAAAUUGCACUUAAUCACAAGUAGCCAAACCUCCUGCCCCUUUUUUUUUUUUAAACUGUAUCUUUAAUUGGUAAUAAUGACACUUCACAGUAUAAUCUGCUUUCAAAGUUUGUCUUGCUUCUUUGCUUCUUGCUUUGCUAGGCCCGAUUCUGUUACGGUCUCAUUGUAACGUAAGCUUUAAAAGAACUGGAAGCAUUCUGACAUUGGAGCAAAAUGUGAGGAAAAACCAGAUAAACACAGGAGCAAAAUGCUGCUUGUGUUGUUCACAUGCGGUCGCAGCAGGUGGUCUCUAAUGUGGCAGAUAUUAUAACCCGUAACCCCAAAUGUGACUCCUAAUAAUGCACCUUAUAGGGGUAGGGUUAUUAAAAUUAUUAUAGAAGACACAUUUGGGGGAAACUGUAAUCAUAAUGGUUCUUUCUCAGAUUUUUUUUUUCUUAGUUGGUCACAAUAGGUUUCAUGUAGCACACAUAAAAGUCUGCAUUAUGGAUUAAUAUGAAACAUCCAGCAGUAAACUGCUCAUUUUAUUUUCCUUCACAUAUUCUCCUCUCUGUAUUCUAAAGCUUACCUGUGCUUUUCUCAUUUAUAUUGAAUUGUUUUCUUGAGUCCUUUUUCUUUAUAAGAAGUUGUAAAUUUGCCUUCUUUGACAAAGGUUAUUUAAAUCAGGGAACGGGUUGGUUCCAGCUCACAUUUCCCCAGUUUGUCGGCCCAGUUCUGACAGAAACACCCCCUUCUUUCCAACCCCCCCUCCCCCCACUGAGAUCUGGCCCCGGGAUGUGCAAUGUUACUUCACAGAUCUCAUUCAUUGAUUCAGUGGGAUAAUUAUGUCAUACAUCAAGGCUGCACAACUGGAUUUUAACUGUAGAAAGUAUGUAUUAAACUGUAACAGAUGAGUUAUAUAGAGUGAAGUAGUUCAUAUCAUGUAGCCUUGUUGUUAAAGCGCACUUUGGGCAUGACUCUCCCAGACUCACUGGAUGGUGAAAUAGUGACACUUGCUGUGAUUUGUGUCUGAGGAUGCCUGCUGGCUUUGACAUUGCAUAUUUUAUCUUAAACCUUUUAGAAAUCUUUCUUUUGUGGUUGUGCAGCUCUAACUAUUUCCUUGAUUAACUUUCUGUCGUUCCUGUCAUUAAAUCAGGUGUAGCUGCUUAUUUUAUCUGAGAAUCUGAUUUGAUGAAGUUGGACUUUGCUUUCAGUCAGAAUUGGGCCUCAUGUCUUUUCUGUAGCACUUGGUUUCUUUUUUUUCUUGUGUAUUUCAGUUUUACUUAAUCUGGAAUUUGGACAGCAUUUCUCAAGCAAUGUGAAAGCUUCUGUUUUGUUUUUAUUUUCUGUCACUUUAACUUGUGUAGCUUUCUAGACCUCCAUUGUCAACCCUUUUCCUCAUGGUGAUUAUGACGUAGAGCAGGAAUGCAUGGCGAUGACAGUAACACUCCCAGAGUAAAUGCUCUUUUUUCUUUUUUUUAAAAAAAAUUGGAUUGUGUUGUGUUUUGUCAUCUCGAUCACUCCCUGGCUCCUGAGAAUCUGACUGCCUACACCUAACACAGCUUCAGUUCAAGUAAUUUUGGCCUGUAAUCAUUUAUAUACUGCUAAAUACAGUGUUCAUGCCCCAACGAUAGAUCUGCAGUGGUGUGAAAAAGUAUUUGCUCGCUUCCUUUUUUUUGUAUGUUUGUCACACUUAAAUGUUUCAGAUCAUCAAACAAAUUUAAAUAUUAGGCAUAGAUGACCCAAGUAAAUGCAAAAUGCAGUUUCUAAAUGAAGGUGUUUAUUAUUUAGGGGAACCUACAUGGCCCUGUGUGGAAAAAGUGAUUGCCACCCAAACCUAGUAACUGUUUGGGCCACCCUUACUAGAAACAACUGCAAUCAAGCGUUUGCAAUAACUGGCAAUGAGACUUUUACAGUGCUGUGGAGGAAUUUUGUCCCACUCAUCUUUAUAGAAUUGUUAUAAUUCAACCACACUGGAGGGUUUUAGAGCAGGAAUUGCCUUUUUAACUUUGCCUAGGCCACUCCAAAGCCAUUCAGAGUUGGACUUGCUGGUGUGUUUUGGAUCAUUGUCCUGCUUCAGAACCCAAAUGCGCUUCAGCUUAUGGUCACGAACAGAUGGCCGGACAUUCUCCUUCAGGAUGUUUUGGCAGACGGCAGAAUUCCUGGUUUCAUUUAGCACACCAAGUCUUCCAGACCCAUAGGCACCAAAACAGCCCACCACCAUAUUUUACUGUUGGUAUGAUGUUCCUUUUUUGAAAUGCUGCACAGAUCAUUUUCUUAGCUCUCUUGGGGAUGAUCAAGAUGUUUUUGGCAGAUGUGAGAUGAGUCUUUCUCUUGUUUUUGGUCAGCAGUAGUUUUCUCCUGGAACUCUCCCAUGGAUGCCAUUUUUGCCCAGUCUGUUUCUUAUUGUUGAAUCAUGAGCUGUGACCUUAACUAGACAAGUCUGUGAUUCUUUAAUUUUAUUCUGGAUUCUAUUGUGAUCUCCUGGAUGAGUCCUUGCUGUUCGGGGUGGCUGUAGCUCAGGUGGUAGAGCAGGUCAUCUACUGAUCGGAAGGUUGGUGGUUCGAUUCCUGGCUUCCCCUAGUCUGCAUGCCAAAUAUCCUUGGGCAAGAUACUAACUCCAAAUUG
Molecule: messenger RNA, 3400 nt
Organism: Neolamprologus brichardi
Lineage: Eukaryota; Metazoa; Chordata; Actinopteri; Cichliformes; Cichlidae
Product: pyroglutamyl-peptidase 1-like
Biological process (GO): proteolysis
Cellular component (GO): cytosol
Molecular function (GO): pyroglutamyl-peptidase activity
Source: RefSeq, a predicted model, not a curated record